UCGGCCGGGCCGGCGGUUAUGGGGACGGGCAGCGCCGGGGCCGGCGGGGCAGCCCCCGCAGGGAGCCCCUGCCUGCGCCAUGUAGGCUAUCUGCGAACGGGGGAGAUCCUCGUGGAGUGAGGAGGGCUUGCUUCAUGUUUUCCUUUAUUUUUAGAGGUUUGGUUGGUUUGUUUUUUUUAAGCUGUAGAUGUUUUUCUCGCCCUUUUUUAAAUACCGUUUUUGGAAGAUGAAAUGCUUUUCACGUUACCUGCCUUACAUCUUCAGGCCUGCGAACACCAUCCUCUCCUCCAGCUGCCACACGGAAGCUGACAUUAUCUCUACAGUAGAAUUCAACCACACCGGAGAAUUGCUGGCAACAGGGGACAAGGGGGGUCGGGUUGUCAUAUUUCAGCGUGAGCAGGAGAGCAAGAACCAGCCCCAUCGCAGGGGUGAGUACAAUGUGUACAGCACUUUCCAGAGCCACGAGCCGGAGUUCGAUUACCUGAAGAGUUUGGAGAUCGAGGAGAAGAUCAAUAAGAUCCGAUGGCUCCCGCAGCAGAACGCCGCCUAUUUCCUGCUGUCCACCAACGAUAAAACUGUGAAGCUAUGGAAGGUCAGUGAGCGCGACAAGAGGCCGGAGGGCUACAACCUGAAGGAUGAGGACGGCCGCCUCCGAGACCCCUCCAUGAUCACCUCGCUGCGGGUGCCGGUGCUGCGGCCCAUGGACCUGAUGGUGGAGGCCACUCCGCGCAGGGUGUUCGCCAACGCGCACACCUACCACAUCAACUCCAUAUCCGUCAACAGCGACUACGAGACCUACAUGUCGGCCGAUGACCUGCGGAUAAACCUCUGGAACUUUGAGAUCACAAAUCAGAGCUUCAAUAUUGUGGACAUCAAGCCAGCCAACAUGGAGGAGCUGACGGAAGUGAUCACGGCCGCGGAGUUCCACCCCCACCACUGCAACACCUUCGUGUACAGCAGCAGCAAAGGCACCAUCCGGCUGUGCGACAUGCGCACCUCCGCCCUCUGCGACCGCCACGCCAAGUUUUUUGAGGAGCCUGAGGACCCCAGUAACCGCUCGUUCUUUUCUGAGAUCAUCUCCUCCAUCUCCGAUGUCAAAUUCAGCCACAGCGGGAGGUACAUCAUGACCCGGGACUACCUCACUGUCAAGGUGUGGGACUUGAACAUGGAGAACCGGCCUAUCGAGACCUACCAGGUCCAUGACUACCUGCGGAGCAAGCUGUGCUCGCUGUAUGAGAACGACUGCAUCUUCGACAAGUUCGAGUGCGUGUGGAACGGCUCUGACAGUGUCAUCAUGACCGGCUCCUACAACAACUUCUUCCGCAUGUUCGACCGCAACACCAAGCGGGACGUGACGCUGGAGGCCUCGCGGGAGAACAGCAAACCCCGCGCCGUCCUCAAACCCCGCAAGGUCUGCGUGGGGGGCAAAAGGAGGAAAGAUGAGAUCAGCGUGGACAGUCUGGACUUCAGCAAAAAGAUCCUGCAUACAGCUUGGCACCCUUCAGAGAAUAUCAUUGCUGUGGCAGCGACAAAUAACCUGUAUAUAUUCCAGGACAAGGUUAACUAGGAGGACAAGUUAUUCUUUAGGAGUCUCUCAUGUACUGAAUACUAGUAAACACAGGAUUCCAAAUGUUUCUUUUCUUUUUUUUUUUUUCCUCUUUCUUUGUUUUCCUUUGUUGAAUUGCUGCUAUGUGAAUGGCAGUGUGCAGGGGCAGGUGGACCAGCUGCAGUGGGACCGUGGCUGAGCGCACCGAGCAGCUCCCAGGUUUCCUUUUACCCAAGUGCUGGGAGCUCGGACUCAACACGGAGCAGCUGGGGGGGUUUGAGCUUUUGCUGUCCCAGUGCCCUGGUGGUGUUGCUGUAGUGGUGGCUGAUGUGUGGUGUGGUGAGCUGGCAGUGCAGGGCAUCAUCAGCUGCAGUGGGAGCAGAUGGGCGGCUGCACCUCA
This is a messenger RNA of Phasianus colchicus (ring-necked pheasant), 1946 nucleotides long. It is a transcript of the gene PPP2R2B, whose product is annotated as protein phosphatase 2 regulatory subunit Bbeta. NCBI's taxonomy places the organism in Eukaryota, Metazoa, Chordata, Aves, Galliformes, Phasianidae. The record is from RefSeq and is a predicted model, not a curated record. Gene Ontology annotation, molecular function: protein phosphatase regulator activity; protein binding. Gene Ontology annotation, cellular component: protein phosphatase type 2A complex.